AUAUUUCCAACUUCAACAUAACGACCCGUCCUUCUCUACGUUCCUUCCAACACGAAUCCUCUCCUCCACUCUUCUUUCCCUCUUAAUCCUCCAUCGCCAGGUCAAAGGCAAUCUUUAUCGUCCUCUCUCUUCUCUACUCUCCACAACCCAACAAACCCGCUACGACCCUUUGGACCACUCGACACAUUGCCUCCUCUUUGACGAUAAUAGGGCAGCCUCUUUUCCACUUUGCGACAACCUCACGACUCGUUGACUCGACGUCACCUUUUGUUCGCAACCCAUAAUACGAGGGACCUUGUGAUCUCCAGAAGUCCCAAAACGUUCCAACUGGAGGCCUAAUUCUACUUGGAGUCUUCUUUUUCUCUCUCUGCUAUUCUCCUUUUGUUUUUUUGGUCAGACGCCCACUGCUCAGCCGGACUGUUGAGGAACAAAGGAAAACCAGGAGCUCCUAUACUCUCCUUUUCUUCUUCUCUCUAGCCCACUGGCAUUUCUUUGUCUACUCCAUCGGUCGGCUCGGUCUUUGGCUCCAGCUAAAGUACCACUUGUUCCUGCGACCCUAUUUUGCAAACCGUCCCCCCUAGGAUACAGGUCCAGGAAACUCUUGGUCCAACCGACAAACCCAGAUAUAUCCAAUAAUAUGCAGUUCCCAUAUGGAUACCCGACGCCCCCAGCCUCUCCGUCGCCCUUCGAGAUCCCAAAGUGCGCCAUUCAGUCACAAGUACAGCAGCAGCCGAGAUAUGUCCCAACGGCUCCUGAGGCUAGGUUAGGAAGGUUCCUUGCCGGAACCCUCCAGCUCCAAGGAAUCCUCGGAACCGGCGCAUACGGUGUGGUAUACUCGGCUGUGGACGUUAAGACCCAGGUCAGGUAUGCCGUCAAGACCCUCAGCAAGUUCAACACCGACGGCACACCCCUCGAUAGGAGACAGGUUGCUUUCCAGCAGCGCGAGAUCCGCCUGCACUGGCUCGCAUCUGCACACCCCAAUGUUGUUUCGAUGUUGAAGAUCAUCGAUGACCCGGAAUGUAUCUACGUUAUCUUGGAGUACUGCCCUGAAGGUGAUCUCUUUUAUAACAUUACCGAGCGUGGACAGUAUGUUGGUAAGGACGCUUUGGCCAAGCAGGUUUUCCUUCAGAUCCUGGAUGCCGUGGAGUACUGCCAUUCCCAGGGUAUCUACCACCGUGAUCUGAAGCCUGAGAACAUCCUGGUGUCCAACAAUGGAGAAACCGUCAAGCUGGCGGAUUUUGGCCUUGCUACCUCUUCGGACCGAUCUGAGGAUUACGGAUGCGGAUCGACCUUUUACAUGUCUCCUGAGUGUCUAGAUCAUACUACCAGGAGGCCAUACUACUUUUGUGCACCAAACGAUGUGUGGAGCCUGGGAGUCAUUCUGGUUAACCUUACCUGUGGCCGUAACCCUUGGAAGCAGGCCUCAUUCGAGGACUCUACCUACCGGGCAUACACCCGGAGCAAGGAUUUCCUCAAGACUAUCCUGCCAGUAUCGGAUGAGUUGAAUGAUAUCCUGGCUGCCAUUUUUACCCGGAACCCUGAUGAGAGGAUCACUCUCCCGGAGCUCAAGGCCAAGAUUGCUGCCUGCCCCAGGUUUACUGAACAACAACAGAUGGCCCCGUCGGCAUCACCAGAGUACAUCUCUUACGUUGAGGAGGAUGCCAUUGUGGAUGACGAUGAGGACUACGAGUACGAAGACGCCCCACUUUCGCCUGCGUCGUCCGACGCCUCCGAUGACGAGUCCAUGAGCGACUCCAGCCUCGAGGAUCUUGAGGAUGACUCAGAGGACGAGGAUGACUAUUGCCCGGGUCCACGCGAUGCUGUGACGCCGCCCCCUCACCCAGAGUCGGGCGCUGUCAUCUUUGACCCGGACUCGGCCGUCCAUGGCCACGUUGGAUUGUCAUCCGAAUACGUUCAACAUUUCCAGGGACAUUCCACAGUACCUCCGAUGCCUAUUCAGGUUCCAUCACAGCCAGUACAGAUGAACAUGCCCUUUGGUCACCACCACAUGCCUAAGGCUGCAGUUCCUGUGAACCCAUACCCCAUGCACCACCACAUGCCACAUCUCUUGGAUGUUAUGUACAAGUACCAGGUGCAGCAUCCUGCUCCUAUGCCUGUCAUGCAUCAUCCUCAUCCGGUUCACUUCCAUCAGCACCACCAGGUACCCAUGUUUGCCUGCUACUGAAAAUCUUCUGCCACGCUGCUUGGAAUUCCGGGCAUUAUACGACAACGCUGCAUUUUCCUGGGCUUCCAUUUAAGUUACCAGCGUGUAUUACGACAAAAACAAAAGCUAUCACGACAAAAGCCGGACUCUUGAUUUGUGUUUCGUCCACUAAAAAAUUCACCAAAACAUUUAACUGUAUUUAAUUCGGGGCCCUAACGACACUUUGGCCAAUUGUUUUUGCUGCAUUCUUUGCCUAUCUUUUACAUUUUCCUUUGUUCAAGGUCCAAGCCGAGCAGUUCGUGUGAGGACAAGUAUUACUUUGGAACGGAACAAUUCCUUUUUUUUCUGUUUUUUUAACGAUGGAGCAAGAAAUGUUUUAGGUCGUGGGUAUGACCGAGAUCGUAUGGAGUUGGGGGUUUCAAUUUGUCCAAGACAAAGGCAGGUUUGAUCUUUUUGGCUAUUGCUUUUUUCUUCUUUUUGGGCGGCAAUCUCUUUUCUGUUCAAAAGACCACUAGAACGGAAGGAGUCUUUUUUUUAAAACUUCACGAUAUCGGGAGCUCACAGAGGAGUUUGCUUUGAGCUUCUGCGAGACAGUCGUUUGGAUGAUACCAUUUUUCCUAUUUUUCAUUCACAUCAAUGUGUUCUGUACAGUUUACUUUUUUUGGUCGGAAGCGAGUCCUUUUCUGUUACGAGAGAUCAAAAUCUGUCUUGGGAAAUGUUUGGAGGCCACAUUUGGAAAAUAUUUUUUUGUUGCCUAGACAAUGACAGGAGGAGGAAGAAGGGCGUCAAAACCCCUGAUAUCAAAGCAAGCUACUGAUGGGAAAGAACCCGAGGUGCUGCAAAAAAAAUACAAGAUGAUGAACGACCCUCGUCAGAUGGCGAGUGGUCAAACCCAACAAAACAUAUCCAUGGUUCCUGUUAAUGAAUAAUGUGAC
This is a messenger RNA of Pyricularia grisea, 3099 nucleotides long. RefSeq lists its product as uncharacterized. Gene Ontology annotation, biological process: intracellular signal transduction; protein phosphorylation. The record is from RefSeq and is a predicted model, not a curated record. Gene Ontology annotation, molecular function: ATP binding; protein serine/threonine kinase activity. Lineage: Eukaryota; Fungi; Ascomycota; Sordariomycetes; Magnaporthales; Pyriculariaceae. The transcript has 2 exons. Bases 638 to 2185 code for a protein of 515 amino acids.